Molecule: messenger RNA, 453 nt
Organism: Cercopithifilaria johnstoni
Lineage: Eukaryota; Metazoa; Nematoda; Chromadorea; Rhabditida; Onchocercidae
Source: the annotation of a GenBank genome assembly
AUGAAUAGAAAUUACUACGACCGAUGGGCUGAUAACGACUAUGAGCAGCUAUCAGAAUCCUGUCGUCUUGGACCAACUGACGAGUCUAAAAGCGGUUUCAAUAUAUCACGAUCUUUCGAAAAUGCUGAGGUUCGGGAGUCCUCUGAACUUGAUAUGAAGCGAUACUAUGGUUUAACCGAAGUUGACUCCAGUCUACAAGAUGCCAUAGUACGGAUGAAGUAUGUGCAAAAUGUGCUUAAUAAAAUAACACUCACAAAUAAGAGCACCGAAUUUUGUAAAUUGGUAGAAGAUUUCUUGCAUGACAUUCAAGAAAUGCAAUUGAAGUUCGAAACUAUGCUUUCGCCAUUUGCAAAUCUGGAACAAUUUUCGACAGACCUAAUAACUGAUAGCGAUCACAGUACAGCAAGCACUGCAACAUCACUCACAUCUGAUAUAUCGAUUGAACAAACAUGA